CAUCUCAACAAUUGCGUUUCUCUUCAACCAACUAUUGUCCAACGUCUGAAAUGUCCACCAAUGACGAGGACCAGCUAAGCGACGCAAUUAUCAACGAGUUCACUGCCGCCGGCUACACCACCGACCAGAUCGAAACCAUCCUCGACCGACAACACUCGCUUAAACACGAACCCGAGGGACCAACGUGGAUUAAAGUCCAUCGAAAGUAUCUGCUGCCGGAUACGUUGAUGGCAUACCGACUCCCCUGGGAUUGGGACGAGGUAUGCGCUUCCCCGGCCUCUUGGAGAACUGAUAGCAAUUAAAGCCACGAAACUAGCACGAUAGCAACUUUAUAAUGAUCAAGGAAUGGGUCAGCGAAGAUCUCCAGGAGGAGCUGUUUGCGCAUACGCGGCGCCUAC
Messenger RNA from Aspergillus wentii DTO 134E9, 398 nucleotides. RefSeq lists its product as uncharacterized. The transcript has a single exon. The coding region runs from base 51 to 302 and encodes 83 amino acids. Lineage: Eukaryota; Fungi; Ascomycota; Eurotiomycetes; Eurotiales; Aspergillaceae. The record is from RefSeq and is a predicted model, not a curated record.